CCCGCAGAGCGACUGCCGGCAGGUAAUCGGCUCGGCCAGUUGAAAAAUCUCUGUGCUGAGCGAUAGUCGGCCAUGGCGGACUGGAGCCUACUAGGAAACUUCCUGGAGGAAGUACAGGAGCAUUCUACCUCUGUCGGCAAGGUGUGGCUGACCAUCCUGUUUAUCUUCCGUAUCCUGGUACUCGGGACGGCGGCGGAGUCGUCGUGGGGAGACGAACAGGAGGACUUUAACUGCGACACCGAGCAGCCGGGCUGCGAGAACGUCUGUUACGACCGAGCAUUCCCUAUAGCGCAUAUACGAUACUGGGUGCUCCAGAUCGUGUUUGUGUCCACUCCCAGCCUGAUCUACAUGGGCCACGCCAUGCACACUGUUCGCAGGGAGGAGAAGAGGAGGAGAAGAGAGGAGGAGGGGGAAGAGGGAGGUGGUAGGGAGGAGGACCCUGGAGGAGGUGAAGGAGGCGGAGGAGAGAAACAGGGGCGGCAUGGAGAGAAGGACGAGGAAAAGGACAAAGGAGAACGUCCGUCAGCAGGUCGAAUUCGUCUGAGGGGAGCGCUGCUGCAGACAUACAUACUGAGUAUACUGAUACGAAGUAUCAUGGAGGUGUUGUUUCUGUGUCUCCAGUACUUCCUGUAUGGAAUCUUCCUCCAUUCUCUGUAUGUCUGCAAGGCCUGGCCAUGCCCGCAUCCAGUGAACUGCUACGUCUCCCGACCGACAGAGAAGAACGUCUUCAUAGUGUUCAUGUUGGUCGUGUCGGCCGUCUCUCUGGUCCUCAGUGUGCUUGAGCUGCACCACCUGGCGUGGAGACACUGCUGCAGGCGGUUCUUCUACACGGGGAAGGCCGUCGCUCCUGCUAACGCCUCUGUGCCCCGACAGCUCUCGAUGUCUCCUCCACCGCCAUCGACCCCGCUUCCGGACUUCACCCAGUGCAUGAUUGGCUCAUCGCACUUCCUGCCCCUGCCUUUUCCAACCCACCGUCUGGCUAACCAACAAAACUCAGAGAACAUGGCCACUGAGAAGAACAAAAUAGCCGCCGCGGUGGAGGAGGUAAACCUCCUCCAGAUGGGCUGCUACGCGCCCGGGUGGCAGGAGGCAAGAAGAAAUCAGAUCAAAGAUGAAAGUAACUGCCCCGGGAGCACGGACGUCAGCUGCCCUCAGACCCAAAAUGGUGGACCGGAUGGGCUGCCGCUCUACCCGAAUGGAGGGCUCUGUCAGAAGGACAAACGAAGAUUCAGCAAAACCAGCGGAACGAGCAGCCGAACGAGAACGGACGACCUGUCUGUUUAGAAAGAAAAACAGAAACAGAGGAAUUCAGCUAAUCACACACCUGCUAAAUAAACUAACAGAUGCAUAUGAGCCUUUCACACCUGCUAACAUGCACAUAAUACACAUAGCUUCUCUUCCAUGACAGCCGGAGGAAUCGUAGCCCACCCUUUUACCGUGACCGCUAAUCCUGGCACUUGCCCCCUUCUCACGCAACAUAAUCAGGCCACGGUAACAAGCGUUCCAUAAGGAACGUAGGUCGGUUUCAGCUAAAUGUCUACACUGUUGUCUCGUGAAUUCAUCUCAUGUUCCAAAACAAAUCCAAAAGCAAACUGUUUGAUUACGUCAUGGUUAUGACAGUAUUAGCCUCGCUAAGACCAUCUCACUGUCAAGAAAAUGGAAACCGACCGGGGCUUAACGUUAACUUGGUGUUGCCACUUUGGCUGAGGAACAGAACUCAAGUUUUCAUCGUCAGCAGAAUGGUAACGCUAGCAAAAGCAAACGGGUCGUCCCACAGCCCUAAUGUCCGUACCAUUAUAGAAGUGGGAUUUGGAAUAACAACUACUCUAGCUAACAUUCGACUCCCUGGAAAUAACAUUAACACCUAACAUUACAUCCCAAUUGUGGUGGCUGGCGUUCACUAGAUCAAAACAACUCAACUUUAUAAUAUAGUGACAUGGUGACAUAUCGUCAUAUAAGCCAAUGAAGGUUAUCAUAACCCUACUGUAAGAGAUUCUUACCAUGCUGACGGUCAAAAACCGACCUUCCAUGGACGGUCCUCUUCAGCCUUAACUCCUCACGGGCUUCGCACCUGCAAUGCACCUGAGAGGCAAGUUGUUCAUAUCCCUGAAAUACACUAGACAACAAACUGAACCGGCGGUUAGUAACCACUGGAGUUCUGGCGGCAGACGACCCUGCAAAUCCCGCAAGGAUGCCAACUUUUGAGUGUUCUUGUACCAAAAACAAACAUGGAUGGCAACCGGCAGCUCGCACUGUUUAUAUGCGGUGACAUUUGCACUGAAAAAGCCAAAAAAAAAGAGGAAAAAAGCUCAGAGUUUGGGUGAGAUCCUGGAUGAAGAGGUGUGGGCAACGUGGAGCACGUAGCCUCCAGAGGAAACUGGAUGAAUCGCUAGUCUUCUUUCUCCUUUUGUUUAUUUAAAUUCAAAUUCAAUGUCAACGGUGUUCUGUUGGCAUG
This is a messenger RNA of Xiphias gladius (swordfish), 2455 nucleotides long. Its product is annotated as gap junction alpha-5 protein-like. Gene Ontology annotation, biological process: cell communication. Bases 73 to 1284 code for a protein of 403 amino acids. The transcript is spliced from 6 exons. Lineage: Eukaryota; Metazoa; Chordata; Actinopteri; Istiophoriformes; Xiphiidae. The record is from RefSeq and is a predicted model, not a curated record. Gene Ontology annotation, cellular component: connexin complex.